Molecule: messenger RNA, 3203 nt
Organism: Orbicella faveolata
Lineage: Eukaryota; Metazoa; Cnidaria; Anthozoa; Scleractinia; Merulinidae
Molecular function (GO): calcium ion binding; carbohydrate binding
Source: RefSeq, a predicted model, not a curated record
CUUCCAUUGUUCUCAUUAGGUGAUUGAGGAAAGCAAUGCGGAAAAUCUGCCCAGUUGACGUAAGUUGAUUCCUUUGAUCAUGAGCAAGGGAGGUUAUGUGAUAGCCAUUUUCUCUGGUUGAAUCAUGGAGCUCCGUCUGCAUGUUUCUAGCUUUGCUCUUUUAGCUUUUGUGAUCUCUGUGAGUGGAUCUGAACAGCGCACUGCUGCGAAAACUGGUCAUACACGAUCAUACAGCUUUAUUCACGAUGAACCACUUCGAUUCGGGUCCCUUAAGCGUGCAGAUCCCGACCUCAUAGAGGAAAAAGACGAGGGAUGUGACAGUGAUCCGUGUAUGUACGGUGGAACAUGUAUUGACACCAAACGUGGAUUCAAGUGUAGCUGUCGACCGGGAUUUCGCGGAAAACGCUGUGAUUGUGUUGUCAAGGAAUGUAAAAACGAAAAUCCAUGUGAGCAUAAUUCGACCUGUAUCGAUCUUGGAGAAGACCAGUAUGAAUGCAAAUGCCGUUGCGGUUUUAGAGGGGAACAUUGUGAAUAUGACAUCGAUGAAUGCGCCAGUGGUUUGGCAUGCGAUAACGGGGCUACUUGCAUCAACACUAUUGGAAGUUACAAAUGUGAAUGCAGACCAGGAUUUGAAGGGCGAAGGUGUUGUGAUGAUAUAGACGAGUGUGGUUUCUUACACUACUAUCCGUGUGAAAACGGCGGGUCUUGUUACAACACCUAUGGUAGCUACAGAUGCGCAUGUACCAUGGGCUUUGUUGGAAAACAGUGUGAACAAGAUUUAGAUGAAUGUUCUUACAAUCCCUGUAAGAAUGGCGCCACAUGCAUCAACACUAAAGGAAGCUAUCGAUGCUCAUGCACAGACGCCUACGAGGGAAAGCGUUGCGACCAAGAUGCAGAUGAAUGUGUCAAAAACAACCCAUGUCAGAAUGGAGCAACGUGUACCAACUUACCUGGAGAUUAUCAGUGUUCUUGUCCAAAUGGCUUUGAAGGGAAAAACUGCGACGAAGAUAUCAACGAAUGUCAUUCCAGCCCCUGUCUGAAUGGUGGUACCUGCAUGAACUUAAUAGGCACAUUUCAAUGUCUCUGCGGAUACAAUUCCACUGGAGCACUUUGCGACCAAACAUGUACAUCGCCUCUUGGCAUGGAGAGUGGCUUUAUCAAAGAUGUACAAAUCACCGCCUCUUCACAAUUCGAUGGCAAUCAUGCCGCAAUCCAGGCAAGGUUAAACUUUCAGGCAGGUGGAGGUAGAGCAGGAGGAUGGUCAUCUCGAACAAAUAAUGUCAAACAAUGGAUUCAAGUCGAUCUUGCUAGUUACACAAAAGUAUCACAAAUAGUAACACAAGGAAGAAACGCAUUUAACCAGUGGGUAACCAAAUACAAGCUGCAAUACAGCGAUGAUGGAGUCAACUUCCACUUUUACCAACUACCAGGCCAAAAUUCACCUGAGGAGUUCGAUGCGAAUUAUGAUAGCGACACACCUGUAUCCCACCAGUUGAGCCUGCCAAUCAGCACACUCUACAUAAGGGUUAGACCAACAGCUUGGCACAAUCACAUAUCAAUGAGAAUGGAGCUUUAUGGCUGCCCAGCGUGCAGAAAACCCCUGGGGAUGGAAAGUAGUCUCAUCCAAGAUUCUCAAAUCACCGCCUCUUCACAAUACGAUGACAAUCAUGCAGCAAUCCAGGGUAGGCUGCACUUCCUGGCAGGUGGAGGCAAAGCAGGAGGAUGGUCAUCUCGAACAAAUGAUGCCAAUCAAUGGAUUCAAGUCGAUCUUAAUAGUUACACCAAAGUAACACAGAUAGUAACACAAGGAAGAAAUGCAUAUAACCAGUGGGUAACAAAAUACAAGCUGCAAUACAGUGGAGACGGAAUCACCUUCUACUAUUAUCAGCCACCAGACCAUAGUUCACCCAAGGUGUUCGAUGCAAAUCAUGAUAGCGACACUCCUGUGCCCCACCAGUUAAGUCCUCCAAUCAGCAAACGCUACGUAAGAGUUAACCCAACAGCUUGGCACAAUCACAUAUCAAUGAGAAUGGAGCUCUAUGGGUGUGAAGAGAAUGUCUUGUCCAUAAACAUUUGUGAGAACUUCAAAGCAAGUAUCGCAUGCCUGAACGGAGGAGUCAUCAAGAUCGUGGAUGCGUCUUAUGGAAGGCAUGACGGACAGACAUGUCCCCAUCCGAGUAUCCAAACCACCAACUGCCAUGCCGGGAGUUCUCUUGCUGUUGUGCAGAGCAGUUGUGAUAACCAGGCCAGCUGUGAGCUAGAUUCAAGCAACUCUGUGUUCGGGGAUCCAUGUGUUGGAACAUUCAAAUAUCUACAGGUCCAAUACCAGUGCAUUCGUGUUCCAGCCGUUACCAUUUGUGAAGGCAACAAAGCCGCCAUAAGCUGCAACGAUGGAAGGAAAAUCAGCGUGCUGGAAGCUUCAUACGGCAGACAUGACGGUCAAACAUGUCCCCAUCCAAGUAUUCUCACCACCAACUGUAAUGCUGGAAAUUCCCUUGGUAUUGUGCAGGGCAAUUGCAACGACCAAGCUAGCUGCGAGCUGGAUUCCAGCAAUUCAGUGUUUGGUGAUCCAUGUUUCGGAACAUACAAAUAUCUUGAAGUCAAAUAUCGGUGCAUUCGCUAGAUCAAUUCCCGCAACUGAAUAAUGACAGGAGGCAGGACACAAGCAAGUCUUAUAGAUUAAAUAGUGCACAUGAAUAACAUCCGAACCUACACUCGACAAGUAGUAGAUCGCGCCAUUGUUAAUUAUUAAGUAUAAAUCAUUGUAUUGCCAUGUUAGAAUAAUGCCUAGGCCACAAUGAAAGUAAUGAGUCUGUUGCAGUAGACAGGAGCUGUAUAUCAAUGUUAAUGACACACUGCUGUUACAACAGGACAAUAGAUAUCCGCGUUAUUAGCCCAGGAUGGAUUGUAAUCCCAUCCAGAAAGCCUGAAGAGUUAUUUACUUGUCAGUUUCAUGGUGAGUAAGUAGACCUGGGUAUUCUUUCACGAGGAAUUAUAACCGGUAACCUAUUAAGUUCUUUUUUUCAGCGAUAUAUUUAAGAACACUUGAAAAAUUUAGAAAGUUCGUGGUUUCCGGCUGUAUUUUUGUAUCAAACAUGAGUUUGGCCGGCCUCGUUAUUUGUUACAAUUGUAGACUAACUGCCAAUUUUGUCCAAAGAUAGUUCAUUUAUUCACUUAAAAAUAAAGAAAAGGUUUUCAAAGUG